Paramuricea clavata is the source of this 798-nucleotide messenger RNA. NCBI's taxonomy places the organism in Eukaryota, Metazoa, Cnidaria, Anthozoa, Malacalcyonacea, Plexauridae. The record is from the annotation of a GenBank genome assembly.
AUGAGCCACGACAAGGAGAAAAAGGGUUCUAGCUCUGAGACAAACGCGAGCGUAAAUAAUAUAAGCGUGACCAACCGCCAACUCAACGUGAGACCAUUUCAGAUCAACGAAAAUCGCACUGAAACUGCUUCAGGAUGGGAGAAAUGGCUACGGAAUAUCGAAAGACAGUUUCGCUACUUUGGGAUCACAGACCCAGAGAUGAAGAAAGACGGUUUAAUCAUUUAUGGCGGUCAAAUAAUCGCAGAUUUAGAAGAUACACUUCUCGACGCUACAGGCGACGAAGCUGCUGAAGAUGCCUAUGCACAACUCAUAAUCAAACUCAACAAACAUUUUCUACCAAAGAAGAACAAAGAUUUUGCUAGAUUUCAGUUCGGAAAUCUUAAGCAAAACCACAGUGAAUCGCUUGUUCGAUACUAUACACGCAUCAGGGAAAUAGCAAAGAAAUGCAGUUUCUCAAACGAGAGCGAAGCUAUUCGAGACCACUUAAUAAAAACAAUGACGAACAAUGUCGUACGCAUCAAAGCAAUACGCAAGAAUUGGACGCUCGACCAAAUUCUAGAAGAAGCUGAGUUGGACGAGGAAACCCGAACACAAGCUAAAGAGAUGGAGAAGAAAGUAAAUUCAGACGAAACAAUCAAACAAGUCCAAAAUUAUCAACAACAACGACCUUCGUCUCAGAUUUUCCGUGAACAAAGCACAUCAUCGACCCGUGAAAAAACAACAAAUCCUUGCAACUGUUGUGGAUAUGACCGAGCUCACAAACAAUGUCCAGCAAUGGGAUCGCUUUGCAAUGCAUAG